Messenger RNA from Molossus molossus (Pallas's mastiff bat), 1777 nucleotides. It is a transcript of the gene EFCAB3, whose product is annotated as EF-hand calcium binding domain 3. NCBI's taxonomy places the organism in Eukaryota, Metazoa, Chordata, Mammalia, Chiroptera, Molossidae. The transcript is spliced from 10 exons. The coding region runs from base 127 to 1629 and encodes 500 amino acids. The record is from RefSeq and is a predicted model, not a curated record. Gene Ontology annotation, molecular function: calcium ion binding.
UUUCAGCAAAGCAGUGGGACAAAUGGCUCCGAGCGGCUGUUCAUUAUUGAGCAGAAGAACCAAGAAGGAAGGAAUGUUUUAGAAGAAGGGGAGGGCGGGAGGUAUUCAAAAGAUGGACAAAAAGUAAUGUUGAAAUGGGGUCAGACUAGGGCGAAACAGAGCAUGAGAAUGACCAGCGCUGUAGGAAGAAUGGGGGCGUGCAGGUUGGAGGGCGCAAUGGAGGCGCGGACGCGGGAAGGAAAGCACGCCGAGAGAAGCCACGCCACUGCAGUUCAGGUCGCGGAGGCCGGGCCAGACAUAGUUACUGGCCACAUGGCAGUUUCUGACAUUAAGUCAAAAAUUAAGCUGAAUCCUCUAACAAAAGUACCCAACUCCCAUGGCAAGAGGGAUAAAGAUUUACCAGGAUCUCUCCCAUGCCAAUUAGGACACAAAGAAAGAAAGUUGAGUGCUUCACAAAUGCAAGCCUUCCAAGAUGCCUACAACUUCUUUAACAAGGAUAAAACUGGCUCUAUUGAUUUACAUGGAAUGAUGUGCACUUUAACUAAAUUGGGAAUGAAUCUAACCAAGCAUAAUGUCUAUAAUGAAUUAAAAUGUGCUGAUAUUGAUCGAGAUGGGAAAGUGAAUUUCUCAGACUUUAUAAAGGUGCUAACAGAUAAGGACCUCUUCCUUAAGGCUGUGGUUCCAGAAAAAGAGAAGUGUUUAGAUUUUGCUGGCAACCCAGGGAUCCUGUUGUUUGAAAUUCUGUCAAAGCUUGUAGAGACUUCAGCCUUACCCAAAAAGGCUAUAAUGGAAUUAGUAAGCUAUUUUCAAAGAAAAUUCCAAGAAACCACUUCAGGAAUAUUGUGGAGUUCUUACGCUGUGGAUUAUGGGAAAAGGAGAUUUAAACCAGACAUAUGCACACCUCUGAGCUCAAGCAUGUCUGCCUUUGCUAAUGCUACCCGGAUUGCAAUAAUGAAACAGAAGGAUUUAUUUAAAUAUCUUGAGGAGUUCAAGAAAUGCAAUCCUCCUUCAGAUAACCCAUAUUCAAAAAUACCCAUCUUUCCAUUGUUUCCUAAUGUGGAUGGGGUGGUAAUGGGAAAGCCAUUCAAAGACAUACAGAAAUUAGAAAUGCUAAGGAGAAAGGAGCCUCUGGAUUUCUUUGAGAACUACUUUUUCAAUAAAAGAGACUGGAAAACACAGGCAGCAAAUAUAAAGCCUAUCGGCCCUACCUCAGGCUACCCAACUGACAUCCUCGCCAUUGACCACAUACUCAAGAAAAAGCAGAAUUGGACAGUGACUGGUGCAGCUGCUAUUAAACCACAUGUGAAGAGAGCUAUAGAUACCUAUAAGUUAGGAAUUGCUCUUGAGCACCGGAAAGAAAUGCUAAACCUCUGGCAGAAGAUCCGAGGGGAUUUGAUUGGAAUAGACACUAAAAAUGAGUCUUUUUAUGACACCUUUUCUACUUAUACAUGGUCCUGGAAUGUUUGUCAAGAAUUACUUUCCCCAAAGGACUUAAGGUUAUAUGAUGCCUACAUGAAUAGAAAUUCCUUCCACAAUUCUUCAAUCUCUUCCUCUUCGAGUAGCAGUGAAUGUGACAUAGAGACAGGAAGAAAAAGAAAACGAAAAGGUUCCAAAGGAUUUCGACAAUGAAAUUUCUACAUUUUCUAAGCAGCUCAUUGCAAACUACUUUUUCAUAGAUAUCAAAAUUAUGGUUUCUUGCUUUUGUCUACUACAUUCUUAGCAGCUGGAAAUGUUGACAUCUUUUGAAUUCUGACCAGUAAAAAAGUUUGAGUCAUAA